AUGGACAAAAUAAAAGGGGCACUGUCCGAAGCCAUAUUCACCCCUUCCACUCUGUUAAAUGGACGAGGGGCUUUGCACAUGACUCAGAUAGUGCUGGGCAUCGUGACCUUCAUCCUGGCCGCUGUUCAGGGCGAGACUCAACACACCUACUGGAAUUAUGCCAUGUUCACCUGGGCCUUCUGCUCCAUCAUGACCCUCAUCAUCACCGUCAUUGAGAUGUUCCUGCUCCACCUCCUCCUCAAGUUUUGUCUGGACUGGGACGACUUCACCACGGGAAUGGCGAUGUCCUCCGCCCUCAUGACCGCGUCCGUCUUCGUCAUGUACGCCAACUUCUACAUCUGCCAAAAAUGUUUGUACUCGAUUUUGAUCGCCUUCCUCGCCCUACUUUGCGGCGUGGCCUACAUCUUAGAGGUCGUGAAAGAUAAGUUAAUGGAUAAGAAGAAGGGGAGCUACCUGGCCACCCUGCCUGGAUUCUGGAAGGUUCUGGAGGCUUUCGUGAGCUGCAUAAUUUUUAUCUCCCUCACGGGUUACGACGGGAAACCGGCCCUGAUAAUGUGCAUUGUGGCCUAUGUUAUUCCCUUCCCCAUCAUCCCUAUUAUCAUCAUCACCAACAUCUUUAAAAAAAUUAAGAACUGUUUGCCAUUUAGUAUAGACAGGUUUGUGUUUAUAUUUCUGGUCAUCUCUGUGGUUCUCUAUACCUUUGCUGCCAUCAUCUGGCCCAUCUAUACGUUCAGAGGCAACCCUCGUCCCAGUGACUGUCCUGGAAGCUUCUGUAUCUGGGCCAUUCAGUUCAUGGUGGCAUUCAUGACAUACGUCAAUCUGAUCCUCUUUGUAGUGGACUUGGUGUUCACCCUGCUUGGGAUAUGUGGCUUCAAACGCUCAUAGCUGACGUCUAGCGGUAACUGAUCUCUGUCUGUAUGUCCAUCUCUGUUUUACUGAACUAUUUAAUCCAUAGCUUUAUGAAUUAUUUGUUGUUGCAUUGAAAAGUAAUUUAACGAAAGCUGCUUGUUUCUGUCAUCUUUUUUGAUUUAGAAAAAAAUAUUAUAGUUUAAGUAGAACAAAUAUAAACCGUGCAGUGACCUCUGAGGAAUUUGUCCUAAUUAUCCAUAUAGAACGUGAAGAGUAUAGUUACAGCUAGUUUCCGUCCUACUAUGGGUACAUUGACUUCAAUACAAAACCUAAGAGGCUCACGGUUCUCACCCCCUUCCAUACAUAGACUUACACAGUAAUUAUGACUACUUCCGGAGGAUGUCCUCGAACCUAUCAGAGCUCUUGCAGCAUGAACUAACAUGUUGUCCACCCAAUCAAAGGAUCGGAGAAUGAAUUUAGUACUGAAAGCAUAAACUACAGCUAGCUAGCACUGCAGUUCAUAAAAUGUGGUGAGUAAGUUAGAUGACUCAAAGAGAAAGACAAUAGUUAAUUUCUUCAAAAAUUAAGAAGCAAGAGAGAGAGCUAGCUACUGUAUAUUUCGUUGGUAUUUGUUUCACUUUCACUUACUUAGCUAGCAAAUGCAGCUAGCUUGUUUAGCCUACUCAAACACGCGGCUUAAACAGAAAGGGAUGCUAUGUUAGCUAGCUGGCUAAGGCUAUCCAAAACUAGAACUCUUCCAAGUCAAGGUAAGCUGGUGUAACUGCUAAAGUACUUGCUAUACACUGCACUGCAUGAUUGUAGCAGGUUUACUAACGCGUUAGUUCUAGUAGCUAUGUUGACUAUGAUGUAAUAUGGUGACAACGAUGUAGGCUGUGUGUAGCGGUUAUGGUAUGAGGGUUUGGCUUGGAUUUUUUUUUUGCCUGGUCACAGACAGCUGUUGUGUUGUGCACUGAAGUCCACAAGCGAAGGGAAAAGGUGAGAGGAGGAGAGCGAGUAGAUGCGAGAAGGAAUUAUACAACGAGCAAUGUGAUCAUGCUGUUUGUAUGUGGCUGCUAUGAAAGUGAACUGUGUGUGUGGGUGAUCAGGGGUGUUCAUUACGCCGAUUAUGUUAAAACAUUUCUUAAAUGGAACCAAAUGGAAAACGUAACGGGGAUAAACAUACCUGAAUUUGUCCAAUAGAAACUAUCGUUGCAGGCAAGAGUGUGCAAGGCGGUAUUGAAUGUGUAACUGUCUGUGUCCUUGAUUACAAAACAUGUGCUCUCAACCUGUGCACCUACGUUGUAAACUUUCAUUCGUAGGCUAGGUUAUAGCAACCUCAUGAUGGUUAUUGGGACAUUUUUUGUAUCAUGUAGUAGCCUAAACCUAUCGAUGUUACAUUGAGCUGGGUGAAUGGAAUAUGAAUGACAGUCAUCCAAUAUGUUGCAAUAGAAAUAAGGCCAUGCUCAUUUAAAAAAAAGUUGUCCUUCCUAAUCUUAAACGGCACCGACCGCCACUGGUGCACGGUCAUGUUCGCAGCCACCACACUCAUCUUCGCCAUCAAAUUUGCUUGCCUGUCCUACAUCAGCAGUAUCUUCUGCGUCAUCUUCUCAUCAUAAGGAAAAUUAAGUGUCUGGAGGGCUAUUUGUCCAGUCUCAGUGGGUCCUCCGCUUCAUAGAGGCCGUCUUGGCUUGCAUCAUCCUGGCCUGCACCACAAACUACUUCCUGGGUGUGCGGUGGGUCAUCUGCCCGCUUGCUAUGGUGUGGUGCAUUGUGGUCUAUAUAGUUUGCCUCCCUGUCACUGUGCUCAUCAUACUCAUCCAUCUGAUCAAGCUACUUGAAUGCUUCAUCUCCUGUAAUGGAAUGGAGCUGUUGGAGUUGGGUGUCAACAUAGUGGCUGUGGUGUUGUAGCUGUCUGUUGACAUCCUCUGGCCCGUCUUCGGUUACAGACACUACCCUAACUAUAAUCUGCCUAACUGUGACUAUUGUCGCCAUGAUGACCUG
Molecule: messenger RNA, 2850 nt
Organism: Coregonus sp. 'balchen'
Lineage: Eukaryota; Metazoa; Chordata; Actinopteri; Salmoniformes; Salmonidae
Source: the annotation of a GenBank genome assembly